AUGGCGGCACACAGUCAGUCGUCCCUUCGAUCCUGUGCUUUCUUUGUCUUCUGUAUUGCACUGGCUCUUUUCCAGCUGCCCCUCGCUUUGUGUGGUCCCAUCCACAUUCGGGACGAUUCGCCACGCGCCGCCUUGGUGUCCCUUGUGUCGGAACAGCAAAGGGAACAGAUGGUAGCCUCCGUUGCACAGCUCGAGCAGCGAUUCAACCACAAGUACCGCUACGACUGGGUAUUCUUCAGCCAUCAGGAACUCAGUGAAGAGUUCAAGGAUGCUACCUCCAACGCCACUGCCUCGACUGUUACCUACAACCUGAUCCCUCAGCAACACUGGACAAUCCCAAGCUCUGUUGACCCCGGUCGCUUUGAGGCUGGUCUGCGUCGCUGGUCUGCUGGCCUCUUUGCACGAGAGAAACGUCUACAGGCCUACGAGUGGUUCUGGAUGAUCGAGCCUGGUACCAAGUUUCUCUGUGACAUUACGGUCGAUGUAUUUCGUCUCAUGCGGGAUCGGGGAAUCUCCUAUGGAGUCAAUGAAAUCUCUUUCGAGGGCGCCGCCGACUCCGAGCUCCUCUGGCAAAGCACCAAGUCCUUCAUGGAUAAGCAUCCCGAUCUGGUCCGACCUACAGCCGAUAUCACCUGGAUCCUAGGUGACAUUGCCAAGCCGAACAAGCCAACUCGUUCAUCAGACUACUACGUGGAUGAUGGAACUGACUAUACGGAGAGCGUCGACCUGGACUUGCAAACUGGAAAUUGCAGGACCAGUGGACAAGAGACUGAGGGUGGGAUGCCUCCCGGUACUUGCCUUGAAGCUGAUCCUCAGCAGUGCGAGCCAAACACGGUUGCCGAUGCCUUUACAACUCGACUUGCUGCUAGAUACGACCAGUGCAACAUGGAUACUCCCAUCGAGAUUGGCAGCCUCAACCACUUCCGCGGACCUGAGCACAGCUCGUACUUCGACUAUCUCGACAACGCCGGUGACUUCUACUAUGGCAACACCGGCAACGUUCCUGUUCACUCCCUGAGUGCCAGCAUGUUUCUUCCACGCGACAAGUUCUGGCUCCUCGGCGACAUGGUAUGCGAGAUGCAUGGUCUACACAGCUGCCCUCCAAUGCCGCACCCGACCUCCGACCUGCAGACCGGAAAUAACCCGAACUUCUUCGCUGAUAUCAUUGGUACCUCUUGGUUCGGCGCCUGCGAGGACAACCAAGUCUUGCUCAUCCAUCGCGUCUGGGAGAAGAUGGCGUCCGAGAUGGCCCGCCAAAACGGUAUUCCAGCUGCUCAGCUCGGCCACACCGCCCUCGACGAGCGCAACUUCAAGCUCUACAUGCCGGAGAGAUAUCCUGUCGAUGUUACACUGACCUGGUAUUCGCUGGAGGACAGCUGGCGUUCCUGGUCUUGUGACCGCCUCAAGUGGUUCCUUGGGGUCUUGGGAUGGUAA
Colletotrichum orchidophilum is the source of this 1434-nucleotide messenger RNA. Its product is annotated as glycolipid 2-alpha-mannosyltransferase. The record is from RefSeq and is a predicted model, not a curated record. Gene Ontology annotation, cellular component: Golgi apparatus; membrane. The coding region runs from base 1 to 1434 and encodes 477 amino acids. The transcript has 3 exons. Gene Ontology annotation, biological process: cell wall mannoprotein biosynthetic process; protein O-linked glycosylation; protein N-linked glycosylation. Gene Ontology annotation, molecular function: alpha-1,2-mannosyltransferase activity. Lineage: Eukaryota; Fungi; Ascomycota; Sordariomycetes; Glomerellales; Glomerellaceae.